AUGGGCGGCGGGUACAAGGCCGACACAACGCCCCUGCUGAAGGCCCUCCUGCACGGAGCUAAAUUCCCUUCCUGUUCCGUGAACGGCGUGCUGCUGGGAUUCGACGGGGGCGACGCUGAUGGUGUCCACGUCGUGGACGCGGUGCCCCUGUUCCACACGGCCCUGCCGCUGGCGCCCCACCUGGAGGUCGCCCUGGCGAUGGUCGACGCUUAUGUGAAGGCACAGCAAGGAGGUCUCCAAAUUGUGGGUUACUAUCAAGCAGAUGCUGCUUAUGGCGUGACUGAGCUUGGCAAGACAGGGAAGGCAAUCGCGGAUAGGCUACACCAGCAGACAAAGGCAUCGUGCGCACUGCUGAUUGACAGCAAGAAACUGGCUGCAAUGGUCAACGAAAAGGAAGACUUGCCAUUCGAGCUCGUCGUCCGCCGGCCCAACGGCUGGCAGGUGGCAAAGGUCGACAAGGAUGGCAACGGGGGGCUGGUGUGCACUGGGGGCAGCGUGCGGGAUUUGCUGCUAAACUACUGGAACGCCCAGAAGCACCACAAGAUAUGCGACUUCGACGAGCACCUGGAUGACAUAACCAAGGACUUCCUGAAUCCCGACCUUCUGGCCUGA
Molecule: messenger RNA, 612 nt
Organism: Ostreobium quekettii
Lineage: Eukaryota; Viridiplantae; Chlorophyta; Ulvophyceae; Bryopsidales; Ostreobiaceae
Source: the annotation of a GenBank genome assembly